ACAGACGGACUCAACAGUUCCAGCUGCGGCUCCUGAUCCUGACUGCUGCUCUGUUAGAGAUGGACAAGAGCAAGAUGCAGAGGAAACCUGUUUGCCUCAUAGCGGCAGUUUGCAACGACAGAGGGAUGGGGAAGGAUGGAAAGCUGCCCUGGAAUCUACCGUCAGAAUUCCAAUACUUUCUGAACACUGUUUCUACAGUCUCGAGACCAGGAAGGAUGAAUCUGAUGAUCUGGGGCAGACUGUGCUGGGACUCCCACCCUGAAGGCAUGUUCCCACUGCCCAACAUCCUGCAUGUGGUGCUGAGUACGACACUGAACACAGUUCCAGAUCACGCCCACUUCUUGUGUCAGGACUUUGAGAGCGCCGUCCGCCUGGCUGCAGAGCCGCCCCUCGCUGAUCUAAUAGAGACCAUCUGGGUUGCUGGAGGAACACGAGUCUACGAGGAUGCGCUGAAGCACCCGUGGUGUGACUUGGUUUACCUGACAGACGUCAUGGCUAACUUUGACUGUGACGUUUUCUUCCCAGAGUUUGACAAAGACACAUUUAAACUACAAGAACGGUUUCCUGGAGUACCGAGUGAAAUUCAAGAGGAGAACGGCAUAAAGUACAAAUGUCAAGUGUUCAAGAAAGAGUAGACAGAAAGCAGAGAAAAUCCAGGCAUAAUCUGAAAAACACUACGAUUGCUACUUUUCCUUGUAAAUCUCAUCUGCUGGCAACAGUUACAGCAGAUAAAACUCCUGUAUAGAAUGUAGCGGUUUAGCUAAAACUGAAACCCACAGUGUGCCUUUGUGUUUUUACUAAUUCAACAUAAAUCUCAUUAAGUGAUAUAGUCACUGAGCAUUCCAAUCAGUCCAAAUAUGACCUCUGUAAUAACAAUGUGAGCACUGACACUUUAAUAGCAGUCCAGCAAGUGCUUUUGUGUAUUUAUGUGUCUUAAAAUCUUAACCAUUUCUCUUUGUUCAGAUAUUAUGAUCAGAUCUGGUGUGAAAUAAUCUCCUGUCACCUCGUCAGCGUUCCCAUCUCACCCUCCUACUCAGUAAUAAUGCAGCUGCACAGAGAAUAUGUUGAUCAGUGAGUCAGUCUGCGGCCGACGUCAGCGACAGCCGGCCUUCUGUGAUCGCAGCAGAUCUGCUUCUUCCUCAGCCAACACAACAGGUGCCUGCAUUUUAGAAAGCGAUCAGUUAAUUAUCCCACCGGUUUGCUUUCAUUCUACAGUAACAGUCUUAUUUAAAUACAUGUGGAGAAAUGUUACAGCUUGCUGUGGUCAGGAAUGCUGAGAUGAAUAUUUACUGAUGAUGGCUUUUACUGUGUGGCUUUUUGUGAUGCAAAUGUUGGAUUUUAAAUGAGUGGUUUUGUUUUCGGUUUGAAUAAAAUGCACUUUCACUCA
Messenger RNA from Amphiprion ocellaris (clown anemonefish), 1387 nucleotides. RefSeq names its product zgc:153031. The transcript is spliced from 6 exons. Lineage: Eukaryota; Metazoa; Chordata; Actinopteri; Pomacentridae. The record is from RefSeq and is a predicted model, not a curated record. The coding region runs from base 60 to 635 and encodes 191 amino acids. Gene Ontology annotation, molecular function: dihydrofolate reductase activity; NADP binding. Gene Ontology annotation, biological process: glycine biosynthetic process; dihydrofolate metabolic process; tetrahydrofolate biosynthetic process. Gene Ontology annotation, cellular component: mitochondrion.